GGCGGAGGGCAGUUCCGUGCCUGGUUUGCCCGCACACGCCGGCAGGUCGGCACGCUCGCUCACCUGAGAGCAGUGUCCCGGGGCCGGAGAGCCUCCGGGCUGCACGCGCGCCACCGCCCUCCGGGACGCGCUCGGAGAUGGGCAGCUGGAGAAGUUGACGAGCCCCCCACGCACGCGGCGCCCUCGCUGUCCAGAGGUGCGCCGCCCCUGCCACCGAGAGGCUACAGCCAGCCGUCUGUCGCGUGUGCCUCUUUGCCAAAGGAGCCGCCCCGGCGAGGAGAGCCGGAGGGGAGCCGCUUGCAACGGGGAGACCCGCCACCCAGACACGCGCUCUGGGCGGCCUGGAUGCGCAAGAACCGACCCCGCAGCCGCUGACCGCCUGCGGCGGCGAAGUUUGGCUGCUGAGCAGCUCGGCGCCGGGCCCCUGGACAGACAGCCAACCGGCGGCCACAACGACCGGAGCGAUGCCCGUGGGGGGCCUGUUGCCACUCUUCAGUAGCCCGGGGGGCGGCGGCCUGGGCGGCGGCCUGGGAGGGGGGCUUGGCGGCGGUAGGAAGGGGUCUGGCCCCGCAGCCUUCCGCCUCACCGAGAAGUUCGUGCUGCUGCUAGUGUUCAGCGCCUUCAUCACGCUUUGCUUCGGGGCAAUCUUCUUCCUGCCUGACUCCUCCAAGCUGCUCAGCGGGGUCCUGUUUCACUCCAACCCUGCCUUGCAGCCGCCGGCGGAGCACAAGCCGGGGCUCGGGGCGCGCGGGGAGGAUCCGGCCGAGGGGAGAGUCUGGCACCGGGAGGAAGGCGUGCCCGGGGACCCUGGAGAUGUACUGCAGGACAACUUAGCCAGGAUCCGCGAAAACCACGAGCGGGCUCUCCGGGAAGCCAAGGAGACCCUGCAGAAGCUGCCGGAGGAGAUCCAAAGAGACAUUCUGCUAGAGAAGGAGAAGGUGGCCCAGGACCAGAUGCGCGACAAGGAUCUGUUUGGGGGCCUGCCCAAGGUAGACUUCCUGCCCCCCAUCGGUGUGGAGAACCGGGAGCCCGCUGACGCCACCAUCCGUGAGAAGAGGGCAAAGAUCAAAGAGAUGAUGAGCCAUGCUUGGAAUAAUUACAAACUCUAUGCCUGGGGCUUAAAUGAACUGAAACCCAUAUCAAAAGAAGGCCAUUCAAGCAGUUUGUUUGGCAACAUCAGAGGAGCAACAAUAGUAGAUGCCCUGGAUACCCUUUUCAUUAUGGGAAUGAAGACUGAAUUUCAAGAAGCUAAAUCCUGGAUUAAAAAAUAUUUAGAUUUUAAUGUGAAUGCUGAGGUUUCUGUUUUUGAAGUAAAUAUUCGCUUCGUCGGGGGACUUUUGUCAGCCUACUACUUGUCCGGAGAGGAGAUAUUUCGAAAGAAAGCAGUGGAACUUGGGGUAAAAUUGCUACCUGCAUUUCAUACUCCCUCUGGAAUACCUUGGGCACUGCUGAAUAUGAAAAGUGGGAUCGGGCGGAACUGGCCCUGGGCCUCCGGAGGCAGCAGUAUUCUGGCCGAAUUUGGAACUCUGCAUCUGGAGUUUGUGCACUUGAGUCACUUGUCAGGAAACCCCAUCUUUGCUGAAAAGGUAAUGAAUAUUCGAAAAGUACUGAACAAACUGGAAAAACCAGAAGGUCUCUAUCCGAACUAUCUGAAUCCCAGUAGUGGACAGUGGGGUCAACAUCAUGUGUCAGUUGGAGGACUUGGAGACAGCUUUUAUGAAUAUUUGCUCAAGGCAUGGCUAAUGUCUGACAAGACAGAUCUAGAAGCCAAGAAGAUGUAUUUUGAUGCUGUUCAGGCCAUUGAGACCCACCUGAUCCGCAGGUCCAGCGGGGGACUAACGUACAUCGCAGAGUGGAAAGGGGGCCUCCUGGAACACAAGAUGGGCCACCUGACCUGCUUCGCAGGGGGCAUGUUUGCACUCGGGGCAGACGGAGCUCCAGAAGCCCUGGCCCAACAUUAUCUAGAACUGGGAGCGGAAAUCACUCGCACCUGUCACGAAUCUUACAACCGCACCUUCAUGAAGCUGGGACCAGAGGCUUUCCGAUUUGAUGGUGGUGUGGAAGCCAUUGCCACAAGGCAGAAUGAAAAGUACUACAUCUUACGGCCAGAGGUCAUCGAGACGUACAUGUACAUGUGGCGACUGACCCACGACCCCAAGUACAGGACCUGGGCCUGGGAGGCCGUAGAGGCCCUAGAGAGGCACUGCAGAGUGAACGGAGGCUACUCAGGCCUACGGGACGUCUACCUCGCUAACGAGAGUUAUGACGACGUCCAACAAAGUUUCUUCCUUGCAGAGACAUUAAAGUAUUUGUACUUGAUAUUUUCCGACGAUGACCUUCUCCCACUGGAACACUGGAUCUUCAAUACCGAGGCCCACCCUUUCCCUGUACUCCGUGAAGAGAAAAAGGACGCUGACGUCAAAGACAAAUGAAAGACAUUUUCUAUUUUACUCUGCUUCAUUCUCUCACUGCAUACCUUAAUAAUUCAUUUUUUGGUAAUCAGACUUAUGAUGAACUUUUAUUGAUUGAUGAAAGUCUAUGAUUAUCCUAAGUUCUAAAAUUGUUUUGCAGUCUUUUAUGUUUGCUAUCGUAGGCCUAAGUGGACCUCAAUUCCUUGUUUCUUUAUUAUUCCAUUAAUGAACCCACAGAUUUUGUCUGUCCUUUUUUUUUUUU
Molecule: messenger RNA, 2673 nt
Organism: Acomys russatus (golden spiny mouse)
Lineage: Eukaryota; Metazoa; Chordata; Mammalia; Rodentia; Muridae
Gene: Man1a1
Product: mannosidase alpha class 1A member 1
Exons: 13
Coding region: 465-2432 (655 amino acids)
Biological process (GO): carbohydrate metabolic process; N-glycan processing
Cellular component (GO): Golgi membrane; extracellular exosome; endoplasmic reticulum
Molecular function (GO): calcium ion binding; mannosyl-oligosaccharide 1,2-alpha-mannosidase activity
Source: RefSeq, a predicted model, not a curated record